This is a messenger RNA of Symbiodinium sp. CCMP2456, 645 nucleotides long. The record is from the annotation of a GenBank genome assembly. Lineage: Eukaryota; Dinophyceae; Suessiales; Symbiodiniaceae.
AUGCUGGUAAUGCGCUUCAGCAAUGUCUUCUCCAACUACCUAAGAUCAUGGUUCCUGCUUGAUCUCAUCGUGGUCUGCGUCGACUGGGCCAUGACGAUACUGGCUUUAGCGGACGAGGCAAAGGGGGAUGGUGCUACCGGUGUGGCGAGGCUUUCGAAGUCCCUCCGUCUGCUUCAUUUCCUUCGCUUGACUCGCGUGGUGCGGAUGAUCAAGACGAAUGCAAUCUUGCGGCAUUUCGAGGAGAACACGCUAUCCCAGGUCACGAUGACGCAGUACAGCCUGUUCAAGAUCUUGGGCAUGAUGCUCCUGGAGCAGCAUGUUAUCGCCUGUUUGUGGUUCGGAGUUGGGUACUUGAACAUGACUGGAGCCACGUGGCUGUCUAUGUCCGGACUGCAGCAACAAGACGUCUGGUACCAGUACACUACCUGCCUUCACUGGGCGUUUGCACAGCUCGGCGUCGGAAAUGUCGAGAUCGAAGCGUACAAUGUGCCAGAAAGGGCGUUCUGCAUCUGCGUGGCUGUCCUCUCACUUAUCACCACAGCGACGCUGGUGAGUACCAUCACAUCUCUGAUGACCACCUUGGAUAAGAAGAGGAAUGACGAGAUGCAUCAGUUUCGCAAUCUACAUAGGUUUCUCCGCCACAGC